AUAUGUUAUAAUGAACGUUUGGAAAUAAAUAUGAAUUUCGAAGAAGAAUUUGAAGAUACUACACAUAAAAAUGAAGUUGAUACAUUAUUAGACGAAGCUGAAGAAUUUCAGAGUAUUAGCAUAAUUGAUGAAGGGCUUGCAAAGGCGAUAUCAG
Messenger RNA from Funneliformis geosporum, 154 nucleotides. The record is from the annotation of a GenBank genome assembly. NCBI's taxonomy places the organism in Eukaryota, Fungi, Glomeromycota, Glomeromycetes, Glomerales, Glomeraceae.